GGGGCGGGGCGCUGCGGGUAUGGCGGCGGGGCGGUGCCGGGCGCUGCCGCUGCUGCUGUUGGCGGCGUUGGGCCGCGCGGCCGCCUAUUUCCCCGAGGAGCGUUGGAGGCCCGAAUCGCCGCUCCGCGCCCCACGCGUGACCGUGGCGAUCAUCGCCAGGAAUGCGGCCCACGCGCUGCCUGCGGUGCUCGGGGGGUUGGAGAGGUUGAGGCACCCCAAGGAGAGAACGGCGCUGUGGGUGGCAGUGGACCACAGCGAGGACAACACGACGGCGCUGCUGCGCGAGUGGCUGGUGAGGGUGCAGGGGCUGUACCACCGCGUGGAGUGGAGACCCAUGGAGGAGCCACGCUCCUACCCCGACGAGGAGGGCCCCAAGCACUGGUCCAGCUCCCGCUAUGAGCACGUGAUGAAGCUGAGGCAGGCGGCCCUGCAGUCGGCGCGGGACAUGUGGGCUGAUUACCUGCUGUUCGUGGAUGCUGACAACGUCCUGACGAACCCCGACACGUUGGGGCUGCUGAUGGCCGAGAACAAAACGGUGGUGGCCCCCAUGCUGGACUCCCGCGCUGCCUACUCCAACUUCUGGUGUGGGAUGACGGCUCAGGGCUACUACAAGCGCACCCCCGCCUACCUGCCCAUCCGUAAGCGGGAGCGGCGGGGCUGCUUUGCUGUGCCCAUGGUGCACUCCACCUUCCUGCUGGACCUGAGGAAGGAGGCAUCCCGGCUGCUCACCUUCUACCCCCCCCACCCCGACUACACGUGGCCCUUCGACGACAUCAUCGUCUUCGCCUCCUCCUGCAAGCAGGCAGAGGUGCAGAUGUUUGUGUGCAACAAGGAGGUGUACGGUUUCCUCCCGGUGCCGCUGCGCUCGCACAGCACGCUGCAGGAUGAGACGGAGAGCUUCAUGCACGUCCUGCUGGAGAUCAUGGUGAAGAACCCCCCAGCAGAGCCCUCGCGGUACCUCUCCGUCCCACCCAAAAGCCCCGACAAGAUGGGCUUCGAUGAGGUCUUCAUGAUCAACCUGAAGCGCCGGGCCGACCGCAGGGAGCGCAUGCUGCGCACGCUGCACGAGCAGGAGAUCGCCUGCAAGGUGGUGGAGGCGGUGGAUGGGAAGGCCAUGAACAGCAGCGAGGUGGAAGCGCUGGGCAUUAAGAUGCUGCCGGGCUACAAGGAUCCGUACCACGGCCGGCCGCUCACCAAGGGGGAGCUGGGCUGCUUCCUCAGCCACUACCGGGUGUGGGAGGAGAUCGUCGAGAGAGGGCUGGGGAAGUCGGUGGUGUUUGAGGACGAUCUGCGCUUCGAGAUCUUCUUCAAGCGGCGCCUGAUGAACCUGAUGUACGAUUUAGAAGAGGAGGGUUUGGGCUGGGAUCUGAUUUACAUCGGGAGGAAGAGGAUGCAGGUGGAGCAGCCUGAGAGGUCGGUGCCGCACGUGAGGAAUUUGGUGGAGGCUGAUUACUCCUACUGGACUUUGGCCUACGUGGUUUCGCUGCAGGGAGCCCGCAAGCUGCUGGCGGCUCAGCCGCUGUCCAAAAUGCUGCCCGUCGAUGAAUUCCUCCCCAUCAUGUUCAACAAACAUCCCGUCUCCGACUACAUGAAGCACUUCAAGACCCGCAACCUGCUGGCCUUUUCGGUGGAGCCGCUGCUGGUUUAUCCCACUCACUACACCGGCGACGACGGCUACAUCAGCGACACGGAGACGUCUGUGGUGUGGGACAACGAGAAGAUCAAGACGGACUGGGAUCGCGCCAAGUCCCAGAAGAUGAAAGAGCAGCAGGAGCUGCGCCGGGAGGCCAAAAACUCGGACGUGCUGCAGUCCCCCCUCGACAGCACCGCCCGCGAUGAGCUAUGACCGCACGGGGCAGGGGGGCACAGCGGGGUCACCCCGGGACAUGGGGGCUGCGCCGUGGGUCGGUGCUGGUGAGGCCUCAGUGUGAGGCGCCGUGUUGGGCAUCGCUUGCGGCGUUGGUCCCCUCCACCAUUUUGCCUUCGGUCACCGUUUGGGGUCCUGACCGCCGUUUUGGGGCUUGGCAGAAGGUGCCGUUUUGGGGCCUCGGCCACCGUAUGGGGCCUUGGUUGACGCUGUGGGGUCUUGGCCGCCGUGUGGGGCUUUGGGCACCACCAGUUUGGCUCCUUUGGGCCUUGGGCACCAUUUGGGGCCAUGGGCGCCAUUUUGGGGCUGUGGGCAAAGCUCUUUUGGGGCCUCAGUCACCAUCAGUUUGGGCUCCUUUGAGUCCUGGUCGCCAUUUUGGGGCCUUGGGCGCCAUUUGGGGCCUUGGCCAAAGCUCCUUCGGGCUUUGGCUGCCCUCGGGGCCUUCGGUCACCCCCAGUUGGGCUCCUUUGGGCCUCAGCCGCCAUCUUGAGGCCUUGGCCGCCAUUUUGGGGCCUUGGCCGCCAUGUCGGGCGGUGGGGAGGGUGGGGAGGAGGCCCGCCCCACGGUGCUCCCGGGCCGAGGCCCUGCUGCGUUGUCAACCAAAGCUCUGCGGUUGUUUCGUUUGAGGUUUGUUUCUUUUUUUUAAGGAGAAAAAAAAAAUGGUACUUUUGA
Molecule: messenger RNA, 2539 nt
Organism: Gallus gallus (chicken)
Lineage: Eukaryota; Metazoa; Chordata; Aves; Galliformes; Phasianidae
Gene: COLGALT1
Product: glycosyltransferase 25 domain containing 1-like
Molecular function (GO): procollagen galactosyltransferase activity
Source: RefSeq, a predicted model, not a curated record